AUGGCUACCCCAACUGCGUCUUCGUCCACAGCACCAACGCAGAAUGGACCACCACAGUCAGCCGAUGCUGAGAAGCAGUAUGCCUCCAUAGUUCCAUCCGAACGCGAGGAAAACCACCGCCUCCAGCUGCAGCACACCGUGUCCAGCUUCAGUAACCAUGAGAUGACCAAUGUGUCGUAUGUGGCCACAGGCGACAACGAUGAAGUCUACAACCGCUUCACCGAGCGCCGGAAGCAGAUCAUCACCGCUGUCCUCUCUUUCUGUAGCUUUCUGGCACCCAUCUCGUCGACGACUGUCCUGUCUGCUGUACCUGAGGUCGCCGAAACCUUCAAUUGCGAUGGCUCCAUUAUCAAUUUGUCCAACGCCAUGUACAUGUUGUUCAUGGGUAUUAGCCCGUGUUUCUAUGGGCCCAUCGGCACGAUAUACGGGAGAAAAUGGGUUUCCGUCAUCAGUGCUACGCUUUUCACAGCAGCGAGCAUAGGGACCGCGCUGGCGCCCAAUCUGGCCGCAUUCUUCAUCUUCAGGAUCUUGACUGCGUUCCAGGGGACCGCGUUCUUGAUCAUUGGGUCGAGUGUUAUCGGGGAUAUAUACAAGCCUACUGAGCGGGGCACUGCGUUGGGAUGGUUUCUCUCAGGCACCCUCAUCGGCCCCGCCCUCGGUCCCUUCAUCGGCGGCAUAAUCGUCACCUUCCGCUCCUGGCGCGACAUUUUCUGGCUGCAAACCGCGCUCGCCGGCGCCGCCACGCUGCUCGUCUUCUUUCUCCAGCCCGAAACCAUCCACUACCGCCGCGCAGACGAGCUCGCCGCUUUGCCGCGCGCGAAGCGUGUGCACACGCUGUGGACGUGGCUGAAUCCCCUGCGCAUCAUCCGGCUGUACCGCUACCCCAACUUACUCGCCGUGGCGGUCGCCUCGAGCUCCCUCGUAUGGAACAUGUACUCCCUCCUCACGCCCAUCCGCUACGUCCUCAACCCGCGCUUCCAGCUCACGUCGCCCCUCCAGUCCGGCCUCUUCUACAUCGCGCCCGGCGCGGGGUACCUCCUGGGCACCCUCGUCGGCGGCCGCUGGGCGGACCGCACCGUCAAGAAAUACAUCCGCCUCCGCGGCACGCGCGUCUCGGAAGAUCGCCUGCGAAGCUGCCUGCCUUUCAUCGGCAUCGUCAUCCCCGCGUGCAUGCUCGUCUACGGGUGGUCCGUCGAGAAGCGCGUCGGCGGCGUCGCGCUGCCCGUCGUCAUGAUGUUCGUCCAGGGCGUCGCGCAGCUCUUCUGCUUUCCCUCGCUCAACACGUACUGCCUGGACGUCAUGCAGGCCCGCAGCGCUGAAGUCGUCGCCGGGAAUUAUGCCUUUAGGUAUCUGUUCGCGGCGGCGGGCUCAGCGGCGUGUUUGCCGGCCGUCAGGAAGAUUGGGGUGGGGUGGUUUAGCACGAUAAGCGCGGGGUUUUUGGUUGCCGCGGCGGGCUUGACGUGGGCGACGAGUGUGUGGGGGAGGGGGUGGAGGGAGGAGGUGGAGGAGAGGAAGAAGGCCAGGCGGGAAGGGAAGGAGGGCGAGGGCAGUGUUUAA
Molecule: messenger RNA, 1557 nt
Organism: Paraphaeosphaeria sporulosa
Lineage: Eukaryota; Fungi; Ascomycota; Dothideomycetes; Pleosporales; Didymosphaeriaceae
Product: MFS general substrate transporter
Exons: 5
Coding region: 1-1557 (518 amino acids)
Biological process (GO): transmembrane transport
Molecular function (GO): transmembrane transporter activity
Source: RefSeq, a predicted model, not a curated record